This is a messenger RNA of Fukomys damarensis (Damara mole-rat), 4809 nucleotides long. It is a transcript of the gene Rasgrp1, whose product is annotated as RAS guanyl releasing protein 1. Gene Ontology annotation, biological process: Ras protein signal transduction; positive regulation of GTPase activity. The record is from RefSeq and is a predicted model, not a curated record. The coding region runs from base 16 to 2412 and encodes 798 amino acids. Lineage: Eukaryota; Metazoa; Chordata; Mammalia; Rodentia; Bathyergidae. Gene Ontology annotation, cellular component: plasma membrane. The transcript is spliced from 17 exons. Gene Ontology annotation, molecular function: calcium ion binding; guanyl-nucleotide exchange factor activity.
AAAGGAGGCCCCACGAUGCAGAAGGCCAGUGACAUGUCUGUUACACCAUGCAGGAAACCUUACCAUGGCUCCAGAGCUGCCCCUAAAACAAGACUAGAGGCAAAACCAGCCAGCAGCCCCUUCCUUUCCCAUCCCAGCCUGGCCCAGAUCACCCAGUUCCGAAUGAUGGUGCCCCUGGGACCCUUAGCCAAAGGAGCCAGCCUGGACGACCUCAUCGACAGCUGCAUUCAGUCUUUUGAUGCCGAUGGAAACCUGUGUCGAAGUAACCAACUGCUACAAGUCAUGCUGACCAUGCACCGCAUCGUCAUCUCCUCUGCGGAACUGCUCCAGAAAGUUGUGACCCUCUAUAAGGGUGCCUUGGCAAAGAAUUCACCAGGAGUCUGUCUGAAGAUCUGCUAUUUUGUCAGGUAUUGGAUAACAGAAUUCUGGAUCAUGUUUAAAAUGGAUGCCAGCUUGACAAGCACUAUGGAGGAGUUCCAGGAACUGGUGAAAGCUAAGGGGGAGGAGUCACACUGCCGCCUGAUCGAUACCACUCAAAUCAAUGCUCGUGACUGGUCCAGAAAACUUACUCAAAGGAUAAAAUCAAAUACCAGCAAGAAACGGAAAGUCUCUCUGCUCUUUGACCAUCUGGAACCAGAGGAGCUAUCUGAGCAUCUCACCUACCUGGAGUUCAAGUCCUUUCGGAGGAUAUCUUUCUCUGAUUAUCAAAAUUACCUUGUAAAUAGCUGUGUGAAGGAAAACCCCACCAUGGAGCGAUCCAUUGCCUUGUGCAAUGGCAUCUCCCAGUGGGUGCAACUGAUGGUUCUCAGCCGCCCCACGCCGCAGCUCAGGGCAGAAGUCUUCAUCAAGUUCAUCCACGUGGCUCAGAAGCUUCAUCAACUGCAGAACUUUAAUACGCUGAUGGCCGUGAUAGGAGGGCUGUGUCACAGCUCCAUCUCUAGGCUCAAGGAGACAAGCUCACACGUCCCGCAUGAAAUCAAUAAGGUUCUCGGUGAGAUGACCGAGCUGCUCUCCUCCUGCAGAAACUAUGACAACUACCGGCGAGCCUAUGGGGAAUGCACCCACUUCAAGAUCCCCAUCCUAGGGGUGCACCUAAAAGAUCUCAUUUCCCUCUACGAAGCCAUGCCCGACUACCUGGAGGACGGGAAGGUGAAUGUCCACAAGUUGCUGGCCCUUUACAAUCAUAUUAAUGAGCUGGUCCAGCUACAGGAGGUGGCCCCGCCACUGGAGGCCAACAAGGACUUGGUGCACCUGCUGACGUUAUCCCUGGAUCUCUACUAUACUGAAGAUGAAAUCUACGAGCUCUCCUAUGCCCGGGAGCCAAGGAACCACAGAGCCCCGCCAUUAACACCUUCCAAGCCACCAGUAGUAGUGGACUGGGCCUCCGGAGUCUCACCCAAACCCGACCCAAAGACCAUCAGCAAACAUGUACAGAGGAUGGUGGACUCUGUCUUUAAGAACUACGAUCACGACCAGGAUGGAUACAUUUCUCAGGAAGAAUUUGAAAAGAUUGCUGCAAGUUUCCCAUUUUCCUUCUGUGUGAUGGACAAAGACAGGGAAGGCCUCAUCAGUAGGGACGAGAUCACAGCCUACUUCAUGAGGGCCAGCUCCAUCUACUCUAAACUGGGCCUGGGAUUUCCUCACAACUUCCAAGAGACCACCUACCUGAAGCCCACUUUCUGUGAUAACUGUGCUGGAUUUCUCUGGGGUGUGAUCAAACAAGGAUAUCGAUGUAAAGAUUGUGGGAUGAACUGUCACAAACAAUGCAAAGAUUUGGUGGUGUUUGAGUGCAAGAAGCGAACCAAGAACCCAGCAGCUCCCAUGGAGAAUACCACCUCAGUAGCACCAACAUCCAACCUUUGCUCACUGGGAGCCAGAGAUCUGCUCCAUGCACCCGAGGAAGGAUCAUUUACAUUCCUGAAUGGGGAGGCUGUGGAACACAGUGAGGAGAGUAAGGAUCGGACCAUCGUGCUGAUGGGAGUGUCCUCACAGAAGAUUUCUGUUCGGCUUAAAAGGACUGUUGCCCACAAGACCACACAGACCGAAUUGCUGCCUUGGCUUGGCAGUGAGGGCCCUUCCAGUCACUUUGUGCUGUCCUCUCCAAGGAAGACAGCCCAGGAUACCCUUUAUGUACUUCCCAGCCCCACAUCACCAUGCCCCAGUCCAGUGUUGGUCAGAAAGCGGGCGUUUGUCAAGUGGGAGAAUAAAGAAUCUCUCAUAAAAUCAAAAGAAGACCUCCGUCAUCUCAGACUCCCAACGUACCAAGAGCUGGAACAGGAAAUAAAUGCCCUGAAAGCAGACAAUGAUGCCCUAAAGAUCCAACUAAAAUAUGCACAGAAGAAAAUAGAAUCCCUUCAGCUUGCAAAAAGCAAUCACAUCUUAGCACAGAUGGAAGAGAGUGACUGUUCUUAGCCAAAAAUUCAAGGAGCACAAUCUGUGGAUGAGUACACCAGGGCUCUCCUUUCCUAAGCCGAUGAACCGAGACUGGGCAACUGUAGGUGGACUGUCUUUUUAAACGGAGUACUUUAAAAGAGAAAAGCCAGUUACUGUUUUGUUUUUUAAACCUACAGACUCCUAAUGUGCAGUAUUGUUUUCUCUUUCAGUCAGCUGAAGGAUGCAAAACUUCACAUACUGAUUUUCUUUCUAGAAAAGUGUGCUAAAACAUGUCUAGUUUCCUAACAAGGUAGUGUGUCAUAGGGCCUGCUUGACUGAUUCUUAAAACUAAAAUUCCUGGAAAAUGAAUUAUUUUCUCUAUGUUUUCUACAAACUGAGGGAUUUCCUUUGUUCCACAAAGCUUACUGAUAAUGAAAAAAUACCCAUAUUCCAAAAGUAGAUGGACUUGUAAGUCCCAGCAUUCUGUGAAUCUGGCUCCCACUUCACUACCUCAGAUCUCAUCAAUUAGCCUUUCUCCUCCUCCGUCUCUAUGUCACACACGAGCGUCUAGAGAUGCGGCCUGGCUGCUUACUGGUCUAUUAAACGUGACAUUAUCCAGACACAAAUCAAUUAGUUCUAGUCUUAGUCAUCACAAAAUAAACCUGGUACCUGGAAACAGUUGUUACCAUCUCACACAUGACUUGCUAAUUAGCUAAAGUAAUUGUAGACAUGUCUGUCCUCAUUCUAGAGAACAGAAUUAGGAAUUCAUGGUUCUUUUAAAAAGCAAGUCUGUGAAGAGUAACUCAUGUUUAACCUUUUUUAAACUAUUUUUAAAAUUGUUUUGAACUGAUUUUGUCUUAAACUGUCUUCACUAUUACUACUACUUAGAAAUAAGCUAAUUGGAUCAGCAGUGUAAAUAGCAGCUGACAGCAUGUACAUAUGUAUAUAGUAUAUGUAUAUAAAACAGCAGGCAUGCAUGUGGUUUGGAUCUGUCUCCAUAAAAUGUGGAGAUGAGUUACAACACUUUUAGACACUCAUACAAAUACAUAGUUCUGUUACAAAAUGGAGAACUUGCUUAUAAAUUGUAUUUAGUAAAAGCACAAGUAGCAAGUCUUAUGUGUAUUCUAGUCUGGAAGUUAAUAAUGAAUGAGCUCAGUUGGUGGCCUGGGAAAUUCACAAACUCUAUUGUCAGCCACUAAAAUCACUUUCUUUUGCAGGGGGAACUUAAGUUUCCAUACUUGGAAAAUCUGGUACCAGUUAAUUUAUAAUUCAUAUACAAACUGUCCAGCUGCCAGGAAUAUAACCCUAAUUAAAAGUUUCAAAUCUAGGGCCAGGGAUUUAGCUCAGUGGUUCUGGUACCUGCCUAGCAAGCACAAAGGCCGGAGUUCAAUCCCUGGUACCAAAAAAAAAAAAAACAAAAAAAAGUUUCAAAUCUAAUGCCAAAGCACCAUGCCUUCAUAAGAAUAACAAAGUAUAUGUACAGUAUUACCUAUUUGCAAUUUAAUAAGAUUUUUGAUGAAAGAUUACUUCCCAUUUGCAUACUUUUUGUAGUAAGUUUUCAGUGACCCAGAACUUAGAAAUGUUUUAAAGAAUCACUUCACAUAUAAAUUUAUUCUUUUUGUAAAUCCAAACUCAGAAAUCCUCAAAGCAGGGCUGCUUAGGCCCACCACCUGGAAUACAGACUCUGUCAGCACUGUAACUAGAUUUACAUGGAAUAAAUAUGAGCUUAUGACAAAGGUUCAAAUUCAGAUUCUUCAGCAUUUUCCUGCGACAGACUACAGGGUAUAGCUCAAUUUCAAAGAAUAUAUAAAUUUGCUCACACUCUCCACCCAAAAUAAAGACCUCAAACUAGUUUUUAUGUAAAUAAAUCUAUAAUAUAUAGAAUUUCAAAAGGUCAGUUCCUUUAAAUUUUCACGAUUAGACAAUCUCAGGCACUGCAGAAUAUAUCACUGAAGUGAAUACAAGGCCAAAGUUUCAUCGUGUUUUAAAAUACAGCAAGAGCAAAAGAAUAUGUUAUCUUAUUAUUUACACUGAGCUAUGGUAGCUAGUGAAAUCUACAGAAAUAAUCUAACAACAUAUUGACCUGAAAUAAUUUGGGGCAGAUAUUUAUCUGCCAAGACAAGGACAAAUCAUGUUUUAUUAACAAUGUCACUUCUCAUUUUCUCUGGUAAUUCUCACCUUUUUACUGACCAUUUGUGAAUCUGUCUUAUGGUAUAUAAAUGUAAAAGGAAUGCAAGAAAAAAAUGUACAGACUGUAGAUUUUUUGAUACUUAAUGUAAGUUUUUGUGUUAAUAUUUAUAUGAUAAAGACAUUAGGAUCCCAAAACACGUCUUGUGUUUCUUCUUUAUCUGCAUGAAUAUGUACAAAGCUCACCUGAAAUUUUACUAUUAUUUAUGUACGGACUACUUUUCUGUUCUGUUAGUUUUGUCCUGGAAG